Messenger RNA from Trichomycterus rosablanca, 729 nucleotides. RefSeq names its product prepronociceptin a (gene pnoca). Gene Ontology annotation, molecular function: opioid receptor binding. The transcript is spliced from 2 exons. The coding region runs from base 1 to 729 and encodes 242 amino acids. Gene Ontology annotation, biological process: sensory perception; neuropeptide signaling pathway; chemical synaptic transmission. NCBI's taxonomy places the organism in Eukaryota, Metazoa, Chordata, Actinopteri, Siluriformes, Trichomycteridae. Gene Ontology annotation, cellular component: neuronal cell body; plasma membrane; axon terminus. The record is from RefSeq and is a predicted model, not a curated record.
AUGAAGACGCCACUGUGGACUCUGCUGCUGAUGGGACUGUGUGUCCCCGGGCGCAGUGACUGUCAGGGAGACUGUCUCACCUGCAGUCAAAUUCUGCCUAAAGACUACGGCUUUGAUACUCUGGUCUGCAUGGUUGAAUGUCACAGCAAAGUUUCUUUGGGCCUCACAUGGGAGAUGUGCCAGUCCACCAUAAAAGAAGCACCCUUGACCACCCUCUUAAUAGGAAACUCAAUGCUAAGGAGAGCAGAGGAGGAGGUGGAAACCAUUCUGCCUGUGGAUCAGUCUGAUGGAGGCCUGAUGUAUUCUGGAGCACUGCAGAGGUUUGACCAUGUGGCAAGGGAUUUGGGUCUGGAUGAACUGGACCAGGAGAGCCAAACUACCCAGGUUAGCACAGCCUACCGGUCCCAGCAGUCUCAGUCUGGACUGGAAGACAAGGAAGACCUGGACAGAGACAGGGCGUUGAAGAGCAAUCAAGGUGGCACUCCAGUCAACCUAUCCAAACGCUUUGGAGGGUUUCUCAAGAGCAAGUAUGGCUACAGGAAGUUCGUUGAUCCUGGUAGGCCUUUUCAGAAGAGAUAUGGUGGCUUUAUAGGGGUUCGAAAGGCUGCCCGCAAGUGGAACAAUCAGAAACGUUUCAGUGAAAUUCUGAAGCAGUACUUGGGCAUGACCAAUCGAGCAAGUGAGUUCAACAGUGUGUCAACUGAUAUUGCACAGCAGAAUGAGGUGUGA